This is a messenger RNA of Vigna radiata var. radiata (mung bean), 3711 nucleotides long. RefSeq lists its product as uncharacterized. Gene Ontology annotation, molecular function: nucleic acid binding; RNA-DNA hybrid ribonuclease activity. Gene Ontology annotation, biological process: DNA integration. NCBI's taxonomy places the organism in Eukaryota, Viridiplantae, Streptophyta, Magnoliopsida, Fabales, Fabaceae. The transcript has 3 exons. The record is from RefSeq and is a predicted model, not a curated record. Bases 1 to 3711 code for a protein of 1236 amino acids.
AUGGAUGAGUUACAAAACAGGUUGGCCAGCUUCAUUCGAGUAGAAGAGGGGAGAGCUCAUCAACGUGGGAGGGAAGAAGUGGAGCCAGUGCACCGUCCGGCUCGAGAGAGAAUUCGUCCACCGUCCGGUAGAAGUGACAGAAGAGGAGGUUACGGAAACAAAGAUCAUACUCGAGUGCAGCAGUAUGUUCACCAUACCCCUUUAAAUGCGCCACGCGCAAGGGUUCUGGAGGAGGCAUUGAGAGCCAAUCUGUUAGCAGUGGUACAGAUACCAACACCGAAGGGAGCUGAUGAAAACAAAUAUUGCCGAUAUCAUCAGAAUCGCAGACAUACAACGGAAGAUUGCAAUACAUUGAAGGAUAAAUUGGAGUCUUUGGUUCAAGCAGGGCAUCUUCAAAAAUUCGUUCACAGGGGAAGAGCGUCAAGCAGGGUUGGACGGCCCCCCACACCACACGAAUCCCAAAAAAGGACUCGGCAGAGAGCCGAUCGAAGCAGAAGUAGAAGCAGAAGUGUAGACCGAGCGGUUAGGGGAGUAAUCAAUACAAUAUCGGGGGGACUUGGAACAAGACAACCCGAUGGUAAUAACAGCGAUGAUAGCCAGAUACAGGGAUUUGCGGGAGAAAGAGUAGAUACAAAGGGGUAUGUUGAUCUGAGGACCAGCUUGGGAGCCGAUAAGGACGCUAAAGAGAUGAAGGUUCGGUUUCUGUUAGUGGAAGCCGACACGUCUUACAAUGUCCUCUUGGGAAGACCGUGCUUAAACAUGUUCGGGGCUAUUGUCUCGACUCCACAUUUAACUUUGAAAUAUCCCACUGAUGACGGAAAGGUGGCAACCGUUCGGGCGGAUCAGAAGAUGGCGCGCGAAUGUUACGCGGUAGGGUUGAAGGUCAAGCCCAGAAUUGCUAACUUCUCAAGCAACCGAUCAGAAGUCGCUAUGAUGGAGUUAGACCCUCGAACGCAGUUUGACGAUCGGGUGGAACCCUUGGGAGAUACGCGUCCUGUUGUUAUUGGACAGCAAGAAGAUCAGUGUACCACAAUAGGGCGUAAUCUUACCACCGAUCAUGUGACGUUGAUAGAAGAAUUGUUGCUGAAAAACAGGGACCUGUUUGCAUGGCAAGCAGCUGAUAUGCCAGGUAUUCACCCUGACAUAAUAUCUCAUAAAUUGUCACUAUUCAAGGAUGCCCGACCAGUUGCCCAGAGAAAGCGGAGGUUAGGCAACGAAAAAAGAAGAGCAGUAGAGGAAGAGGUAACGAAGUUAUUGGAAGCCGAUUUCAUACGAGAAGUAAAAUAUACCACAUGGCUGUCUAAUGUGGUAAUGGUGAAAAAACUGAACGGCAAGUGGAGAAUGUGUACAGAUUUUAUUGACCUCAAUAAAGCAUGCCUGAAAGACACGUAUCCCCUUCCAAGCAUCGACGACUUGGUGGACGGAGUCUCCGGAUAUGAAAUCUUAAGUUUUUUAGAUGCUUAUUCGGGAUAUAAUCAAAUCCCCAUGUAUCAGCCCGAUCGGGACAAAACGGCCUUCAUAACGGAACGUUCCAAUUACUGUUAUGAGGUUAUGUCGUUCGGUCUAAAGAACGCAGGAGCAACGUAUCAACGACUUAUGGAUAAGGUCUUUCAGCAUCAGAUAGGAAGGUGCAUGGAGGUAUACGUAGAUGACAUGGUAGUGAGGAGCCGAUCGGUGGAGGAGCACUUGCGGGAUUUAGCUGAAGUCCUGGAUCAGGUGCGGAAGUUCGGGAUGAGGUUAAACCCUCUCAAGUGUACAUUUGGAGUAUCUGCAGGAAAAUUUUUAGGUUUCAUGCUUACUUCACGAGGCAUCGAGGCCAAUCCGGAUAAGUGUCGGGCUAUUUUGGACAUGAGAAGCCCAAGUAGUUUGAAGGAAGUACAACGGUUGGUCGAGAGACUUACAUCGCUAUCCAGAUUCAUACCCAAGUUAGCUGACCGAAUUCAACCAAUCUUAAAGCUAAUGAAGAAACAGAAACAAGUAGAGUGGAACGAUCGGUGUGAGGCGGCGUUUGACAAAGUAAAGCAAAUUCUCUCUAACCCUCCGGUUAUGAGACGCCCAGAUUAUGGUUGCGAUUUGCAUCUAUUCUUGGCUGUCGGUGAAGAAGCGGUCAGCGCAGCAUUAGUUCAAGAGGUUCCUGAGUUUCAUCCAAUUUAUUUCAUCAGUCGUGUACUGAAAGAACCCGAAACCAGAUAUCAGCAACUGGAGAAGAUAGUCCUAGCACUUGUGAUCGCCACCCGAAGGCUCCGCCCCUACCUACAGGGAAACCAGGUAAUUGUUCGAACGGAUUAUCCUAUUUCAAAAAUUCUGCGUAAACCUGACCUGGCAGGCAGGAUGAUCGGUUGGUCUAUUGAACUCUCUAAGUUCGGUUUGAGGUACGAACCAAGAGGGUCAAUUAAAGGCCAGCAUUUAGCUGAUUUUGUAGCCGAGUUACCAGGACGGCCGUCACAUUGUUGCUCAUGGGUGUUAUACGUGGAUGGAUCGUCUGGUCAUAAAGGAGGUGGAGCGGGUGUUGUAUUAGAAGGACCGAACGGUAUCGUUAUCGAGCAAGCCCUGAUCUUCCGGUUUAAAGCCAGCAAUAACCAGGCCGAGUAUGAGGCCUUAAUAGCUGGCCUCGAGUUAGCACGAGAUUUGGGGGUUAAAGUGCUGUGUUGCAAAACGGAUUCCCAGCUGGUAGCAGGUCACAUGAACGGAACCUUCCAAAUUAAAGAUGACCAACUGCUCAAAUAUUUCCAUAGGGCCAAGCAACUAUUCGCACAUUUUGACAGCAUCGAGGUGAAUCAUAUUCCUAGGAGUGAAAAUCAGAGAGCCGAUCGUCUAUCGAAGCUGUCGACUGGUAAGGAGAAAGGUCAACUGUCUUCGUUGGUCUGGCAAAUAGUUUUCAAGCCAGCAGUUGAAUGCUUACAAGUCUAUUCUAUCGCCGAACGGGACGACUGGAGAAGAGAGAUUGUAAUGCUAAUCCAGCAGCAAGAGGCGGGAAUAGCUCUCCGAUCGGAGGAAUCAAAACAGGUUGCAAGGUAUGUCAUUGUGGGAGAGGAGCUGUACCGAAGAGGAUAUGUCACUCCAAUGUUGAAGUGUUUGUCCAAAGACGAAUCCGAAUAUGUUAUGCGAGAACUGCAUGAAGGAAAAUGUGGUAGACAUGGCGGCGGGCGGUCGUUAAGGGCCCGGGCUUUAAGGGCAGGUUUUUAUUGGCCGACAAUGGAGAAGGAUUGUCAGGCCUUUGUCGUCAAAUGUUUGGCCUGUCAAAAGCAUGAGAACAUUAUUCACACACCAGCGGCGGCGCUAUCGGCCAUAGUGUCACCAUGGCCCUUUGCUCAAUGGGGAAUGGACAUAGUGGGGCCAUUCCCGACCGGUCGUUCCCAAUUCAAAUUUCUCUUAGUCGCAAUUGACUAUUUUACUAAGUGGGUGGAAGCUGAGCCUUUGGCUAGGAUAUCAGCUUCUCAGGUGCAAAAGUUUGUGUGGCGAUUAAUCUGCAGGUUCGGUUUGCCAAAGUACAUUAUCACUGAUAACGAUCGGCAAUUCAUCGACAAAAAGCUGGUAACGUUUUAUAAGGAGUUGGGAAUCACACCUUUAACCAGCUCAGUAGAGCAUCCGCAGACGAACGGUCAAGCAGAAGCUAUGAAUAAGAUCAUCAUUCAAGAACUAAAGAAAAAGCUAGGGGAUGCCAAAGGAGCAUGGGCAGAUGAGUUACAACAGGUACUUUGGGGAUACUGA